Molecule: messenger RNA, 2642 nt
Organism: Caenorhabditis sp. 36 PRJEB53466
Lineage: Eukaryota; Metazoa; Nematoda; Chromadorea; Rhabditida; Rhabditidae
Source: the annotation of a GenBank genome assembly
AUGAACUCGGCCGGGAACUCUGCUGCGAACUUUGUUGGCGCCAAUUGGUACGGUGGUCCCGUGGCGACCGGAGGCCGCCCGUCGACUAACGGCCGGUUCUUCGAUAGACCCGCUCCGUACGACCCCAGGAAUCGGGUUAGUUUGAAAAUUCUCGCAACAUCCGACGGCUCUAACAAUUUUUGUCAAAAGUGCUCAAACCGGCUAGAGACCGUCUAAAUCACAACCUUUCAGAUGCCGGUCACUCGACCGCGAGACGACGUCAAAGAGUCGCUGAUGAACACCGUAACGCAGGCUCGCGAGCGGAAGCGCCAACGCGAAGAGGCACUUUUCAGCCAUCGGAGCGUCGGCACGCAGACGGUCCGUUUCGGUUGGGAGAACGGACGGUGCGACGUGGAGCGUCACGAUCCGAUCGCCGACGGAAAUACGGGAAUGUCAAUGUCGAGACGGAUCUAUCGAGAGGUAAUCUAGACAUUUCAAUGCGAAUGCGCUCUGUUGAGAAACUAAUUUUGGAGCCGCGGAACGAGUUUUAUUCGAAUUCUGGAAGCACAUUCUCUGUUUUUAUUUGGAAGGAGAUCCCCAAUUGAAACAGAGCGCAUUCACAUUGAAUCGUGGCAGAUUUUUGUUACAAACAACCCAUGAUAGGAUAAUCCUGACGCGUCAGCUAGGCAGAAAGAGCUUAUGUCCCGAGAUGUACUUUUCGCACACAAAAAACAAAUCAUUUUUGUGUGAUGACGUCUCAAGCUUUCGCCUCGCCACGAAUCAAAUAAUUCAAUUCAUUCCGAACAGCUGUCCCCCUUCAUUUUCACGAUUUCAUCGGCGACGAUUAGAAUCGGACAGACGGAAGGGGGCUGUGUGUGAAGUGAAGGCCGGCAAAUUGCGGCCCCGACCGAAAUUCGACGGGGUUUAUGGGCGACGAUUGAUUGGCGGCAUUUGGAAAUUGGAAAAAGUCGUCAAACUUUGGAGUUACAUUUCGUGUUUGGGAAAGCAAACUUUUUACCAAAAAUCGAUUUGAUUGAUUUUUCGAAUAAGUUAGUCAAACAUCGAUUUUUGUCGUUUUUGAAAUCUACUUUUGCCACUUGCGAGUGUUUAGGUUAAAGUUGACAAAAAUCGAUAAACUCAUACAAUCUCUUGCAGGAUGUGAUACCGGUGGAGCCGGAUCGUGAGUUCGAGAACGUCGGCACGAACACCUCGCACGCGGCCUACCCGACACUCUCCUGUCUUCAGUUUGUCAAUCCGAUAAGAGAACGUUCGGCGGAGGAGCUCGACCUCUACGGUCCGCAUCCGAGUCUACCCUCCUCGUCGGCUCUGGCGCCCGACAACGUGCGUCAGGCGCAGAGAGUGGCUCGGCGAGCCGCACGGACCCGUCGCAACCAUCAGCAUACCGCCGAGAUCGAGGCGAUGCGGCAACAGUUCGCCGAGGACGACAGUGGCAAUCCGCUGCAGCAAAUCCGUGGAAUUGUGCCGAGGGGCGAGCACGUGUGCACCAUGAGCUGUUGCAACGGCGGAGGAACGAACGGAGAGGAAGUGUCCCAACCAGGACUACUUCCGAACGGAAUGACCGUCGCGCAGCUCGUCCGUCCGGAACCCUUGUACAGCCUGGGGGUGGGCCAAUCGGGGCCGAAUCCGUGGGCCAUGUUCAUGCCGUUUCAGGUUGUCGGCCAAAUGUCGAGCAUUCCAGGCACGCCGUUGGCUUACCAACACAUGCCGAUGCUCAGAAUGGCGAACUCGCAUUGGAAUCAGGUUGGUGUUGGAUGAAACGUGAUGAAAAAUAUUGGGUGGAAACGUGGAUAGUUGUUGUGCUCGUGAUCGUCGAAUUAUAUAUAGCAGUUAUCCGAAACAUUGAGGUUAUCGGUCGCAUUUUGCUUGACAACCAUCUCGACAUGGCACAACAGGUAUCCCAGACCAGGAUUGUUCGUUUCGCAACUCUUACGGCAGAUACUUUCUUCCAUACAGCUGCAAAACGUAAAAGUUGCGAAAAUGAAACGAGCCCGCUGAUCGAAUCAUUACUUUGUGAAAAGUUUGAUCGGAACUCGGCCGAAAGCAGAAAGCACUUUAUCAAUAUUUACCAUAAAUUCCGCGGGUUUUAACAACGUCAAAAAUGUUAGAAUAAUCUAUAGGACCACUCUGAAUUUUGAUUAGAUAGAAAAAAAACGUUCUAAACGACCACCGAACCCAAUCCGACGUCUUUCAGUAUUUCGAUCCGACGCUCAUGGCAAUCUACGCGAUGCAAGGGGAGCCACUUUUCCCGAACAUGGAAGUAUUCGGACUCGACCGACAUCACAUGUUCGCGCCGUUCGAAAGCGACAUUCCGGUCGGAGCCACCCAGAAUGACAUCACUGCCUUCACCAAAUCGGACAAUUUCAAAAAGACGGAAGGAAACGGGGAAGAGGAAACGUGUACUGUCUGCCUUUGUGCCUAUGAAGAUGGCGAAGUGAGUUUCGAUUCAGAAUACAUAGAAUACACUGUUUCUAGACCUCAGCAAUUUUCUAAAUUUUCAGAACAUCACCAACCUGCCUUGCAAUCACUUUUUCCACACGGAAUGCAUCGAAAAAUGGUUGAAGCUCAACAAAAAGUGCCCAAUGUGCCGUGUGGACAUUGAUCAAGCCUCGGGACGUCAGCGAGUAACCCAAAUGGGCAAUUAA